UCAUGGCGGAAGUGACGUGUCUUAUGUUCGUAUGUGUAAAUAUGUCGGACUCUGUGGCGAAAAAGCGAAGCAGGUCGUCGGGCUUUUCCGCCAUCAGCCGCGAAACCAUCGAAAACUUGACCGAGUUGGAUGAUUUGGAGCGGGUAUACCAACAGCUGUGUGAUGAAGAAAAACAGGUGGAGUCCGAGCUUGAGUCGCUGGUCAGUCAACAGGGUAACAUUGAGACCAAGAUGCUUGCUCUGCAAAGGAUGGGGCCUAACUUGCAACUGAUAGAGGGUGAUGCCAGCCAGCUUUCUGGAAUGAUCACCUUCACCUGCAGCCUGGCCGAGAACGUGAGCAGUAAAGUGCGGCAACUGGAUCUUGCAAAGAACCGUCUGUAUCAGGCCAUCCAGCGUGCUGAUGACAUCCUGGACUUGAAGUUCUGCACGGACGGCGUGCAGACGGCGCUGCGCAAUGAGGACUACGAGCAGGCAGCCGCACAUGUGCACCGAUACCUUUCACUGGACCAGUCGGUCAUUGAACUAAGUCGCCAAGGGGGAGAGAGCAGUGCUGUGGACGCUAGUCUUGCUCUUCUCCAGGAAGCAGAGCAGCGCCUGAAGACCCUGGUCAAGGAACGUUUAGAUCAGGCAAUCACUGCUGGGGACCUGGCCCAGGUUGAGAGGUUCUUUAAGAUCUUCCCUCUGUUGGGCCUCCAUGAUGAGGGACUGGCCCGCUUUGCUCAGUACCUCUGCACACAGCUGGCCAGUAAAGCAGAGGAGAACCUGCUCCUUGCCUUAGGCGGAGAUCUGGGUGAACGGAGAGCGGGGCUAGUCUUUGCUGACACUCUCACUCUGCUGCUGGAAGGCAUCGCACGGAUCAUAGAAACCCACCAGCCCAUCGUGGAAACCUAUUACGGACCGGGCCGCCUGUACACGCUGAUCCGACACCUGCAGGUGGAGUGCGACCGGCAGGCUGAGAAGAUCGUGGACAAGUUCAUCCAGCAGCGGGACUAUCACAGCAAGUUCCAGAUUGUCCAGAACAGCAUGAUCAGAAGCAUGUCUACUGAGAAGAUCGAGCCCAGGGAGCUGGACCCCGUCUUGCUGGAGGUCGCGGUGAUGAACUCCCGGGCUGAGCUGUACCUGCGUUUUCUACUGCGGCGAAUCUCAGCCGACUUCGAGGUCGGGGACGCCACUGCGCCCAAGAGUACCGUGCAAGAGCACCAGCAGGGCCUGGAGAAGCUGCUAAAACACUGCCUGCUGAGCCGGAACAUGCAGGAGCUGAUUGGAUACUACAUACCCAUGGAGGAGUACUACAUGAGGGAGACUGUCAACAAGGCCGUUGCCAUGGACACGUACGAGAAGGGUCAGCUGACGUCCAGCAUGGUGGAUGACAGCUUCUACAUCGUGAAGAAGUGCAUCAGCAGAGCGCUGUCCAGCUCCAGCAUCGACUGCCUGUGUGCUAUGAUCAACCACGCCACCUCUGUGCUGGAGACGGACUUCAGGGAGGUUCUGUACAACAAGCUGCGACAGGGCUUCCCUGCCACUACUCUGCAGGACAUCCAGCGCGGCGUCAGCAGUGCAGUCAGCCUGAUGCACAGCAGCCUGCAGCAGGGCAAGUUCAACACGCUGGGCAUCGAGAGCGCUGAAGACGCCAAGGCCUCCUUCCUGGUGACUCUGAAUAACGUAGAGGUGUGCAGCGAGAAUAUCAUCACCCUGAAGAAGAACCUGGAGAACGACUGCGCCAAGCUGUUCAGCCAGGGGUUCGGCUCGGGGGAGCAGGCGCAGGCCAAGAUCGACAGCUGCCUGUCGGACCUCGUCAGCACAUCCAGCAAGUUCAAAGACCUGCUACAGGAGGGUCUCACAGAGUUGAACAGCACGGCCAUUAAACCCCAGGUCAAACCUUGGAUCAGCAACUUCCUGUCCGUCUCUCACAACAUCGAGGAGGAGGAGUUUAAUGAGUAUGAGGCUAACGACCCCUGGGUUCAGCAGUUCAUCGUCAACCUGGAGCAGUUGAUGGCUGAGUUCAAGGCCGGCCUCUCUCCAGUUAUCUACGACACACUCACCGGCCUGAUGACCAGCCUGAUCUCCCUGGAGCUGGAGAAGACUGUAUUCAAGUGCACCUUCAGCAGGCUGGGCGGGCUUCAGUUCGAUAAGGAGCUACGUUCUCUCGUGGCGUACCUGACCACCGUCACCACGUGGACCAUCCGAGACAAGUUUGCCCGCCUCACCCAGAUGGCCACCAUCCUCAACCUGGAACGGGUGACCGAGAUCCUGGACUACUGGGGCCCAAACUCGGGCCCUCUGACUUGGCGUCUGACCCCGGCGGAGGUCAGACAGGUGCUGGCGUUGCGCAUCGACUUUCGCAGCGAAGACAUAAAGCGCCUGCGGCUGUAGGGGCGACUGGCUCCCGCCCCACACCUGGACGCCGCGACUUGCUGUCUCCUGCUGUAGUGGACGCUGACACGCUUGGUGCGAAUUUGGCCGUACCGUUGUCCAUCACACGCAAACUCAUGGCCUGUUCCUCCGGAGAACGUCCACGAUCAUCCCAGGAGGAAUCGUCAGGGUGUGGUUGACGGUGCCUUGGUGGGGAGACGACAGAAAGGAGCAGUUUGCAUCCUGUGCCUGGCGGACUGAUGCUGCCCUCAGGCCUUUGAGCAAGACCCUAAACCCCCCAGUUUCGACAGGGGCGUCAGACACUGGCUGUCACCUGUAUACAUCUGCAUGUCUCAUAGGGUACAAGAUGGAACAGGUAAAGAGACUAUUUCCCCAUGUGGAUUAUUAUUAAUAAUAAUAAUAAUGAUGGUGACGAUAAUAAUAAAGUAUCACUAUUGUAUUCUAA
Brienomyrus brachyistius is the source of this 2817-nucleotide messenger RNA. RefSeq names its product component of oligomeric golgi complex 4 (gene cog4). The coding region runs from base 3 to 2372 and encodes 789 amino acids. Lineage: Eukaryota; Metazoa; Chordata; Actinopteri; Osteoglossiformes; Mormyridae. The transcript has 19 exons. The record is from RefSeq and is a predicted model, not a curated record.